CUUCCUCCUUACCUUCCUACAUGUUGUGGUCACUGGUCAGCCCUUCGUAUAUAUCUUAUCCUUGUUUUCAUUUUUUCUACUUGCUACAACACAUCACAAACACACGCAUAAAUCCACAACAGCCUUUGAAGAAAUUAAGUAAUUUGUCUGCAUAGGCUUAUUGCAAAAUCGUUCAACAACUUUGUCUCAAUUUGUGCGAAAAACUAAUGGAAUUUACAAGUCUGCUGAAUACUUCAUUGGAUCUCAACGCAAAACCUCUUAGAUUUCUGGACGAAGCUCCUUCACCGAAACAAGAAGAGAAGGGUAAUUUCAUUGGGUUGGAUAGAAAUAUAACAGCAGUCAAAGAAGAGAGACUUGGUUUGAUAGAGGAGCUGAAGAGAGUGAGUGCUGAAAACAUGAAGCUGACAGAACUUGUCACAGUAAUGUGCGAGAAUUACACUCAGCUUCAGAAACAAUUGAUGGAGCACACAACCAAAAUUCCUCAAGUAUUGGAAAAUAAUAUUAGUAAAACAAGAAAGAGAAAAGCUGAAAGCAGCAUGAAUAAUGGAAACAAUAAUGAUAUUGGCCAAUCAGAAAGCAGCUCAAGCUAUGAGGAAUCAUCCAAGAAGCCAAAGGAAGAGCAUAAUAAUAUCAAACCCAAGAUUUCGCGUGUUUGCGUGCAAACCGAAGCAUCCGAUAAUACGAGCCUCAUUGUUAAGGAUGGUUAUCAGUGGAGAAAAUAUGGACAGAAAGUGACCAGGGACAACCCCUGUCCUAGAGCUUACUUCAAGUGCUCUUUUGCUCCUACUUGUCCUGUCAAAAAGAAGGUUCAAAGAAGUAUAGAAGAUCAAUCAAUAGUAGUUGCAACCUACGAAGGGGAGCACAACCACCCGGAGCCCACAACUCCCGCGUCCAAUCGGAACUUGACAGGUGGCAACACGGCGUCAAACCUCGCGAAGCCUAUCCAAGAGGAAAGUAGGUCGAAAUCGUUGCAACAAUACUUUAACUUGGUGGAGCAAAUGGCCUCCACUUUGACAAGUGAUCCUAACUUCAAAUCAGCCCUUGCAGCAGCCAUUUCUGGAAAGAAGUUUGAGACACACAAAUUAUAGAUAUAUUAUAUGUUUUAGGGGAUCACGCAUCUGUAUAUUUACUUAAUUUAUAUCACAAUUGAGAAUUAAUAUUCAUGUUGGUCGUAUAGGAACAAACAAUAGGAUAGGAUAUGCAUUAUUUUUUUAUUAUUAUUUUUCGCAAGAAUAAACUGAAACUGGAAUUCUAUUUUGUCCAUGCAUAUUUAGAGUGGGGCGAGAGAAAAACAAACAAAAUUGUAGGUGGUAUUGGUUGUAUUUGUUAAUGAAUUAUGAAUUGAGUGGAAACUAUUAGGUCAAUUUAUUCAUGAAAAAAAAUCAACACAAAUCAUUUAAUUGAGUAAUAUCUGUUGUUAGUGGGUGCGUUUGUUCUAGGCGAUCUUCUGGAUCUGUCCUCUCAAUAAAUUUGACUUUUGAGCUGUAUCCUCGGCUUUUGGGCUGUUUUCCAAUUGAAU
This is a messenger RNA of Striga asiatica, 1519 nucleotides long. The record is from the annotation of a GenBank genome assembly. Lineage: Eukaryota; Viridiplantae; Streptophyta; Magnoliopsida; Lamiales; Orobanchaceae.